Candidula unifasciata is the source of this 761-nucleotide messenger RNA. NCBI's taxonomy places the organism in Eukaryota, Metazoa, Mollusca, Gastropoda, Stylommatophora, Geomitridae. The record is from the annotation of a GenBank genome assembly.
AACAAGCCAGAUUGAACGUGUGGGUGCUGGACGGAGAACCGCAGCACGCAGGCUUGCUGAAGUUUGCCCUCAAGGAAGACACGUUUGCUGAUACGCUGGUGAUGCUUGUGGUAUCCAUGGCCCAGCCCUGGGCUCUCCUGGAGUCACUCAACAGAUGGGUGGAGGUGCUUUCCGAACAUAUCAACAAGUUACGGAUCCCCGCUGAAACCAUGCGGGAGUAUGAGCAGAGCUUGAUACGAACAUUCCAGGCUUAUACAGAACCUGGGGAUGGCCCUAUAGCGAUCCAGCCACAUCCCAGAGGGGAGAUCAAUCCUCUUCACCCACCAGCUUCAGGGUCAGAAGAGGAGAGUCAUCUGCCCUUGGGAGAUUUAAUAUUAUCCAGAAAUCUAGGAAUUCCUAUAGUUGUUGUUGUAACAAAGAUUGACGAGAUCUCCAAUUUAGAAAAAGAACAAGAUUUCAAGGAGGAACAUUUUGAUUUCAUACAACAACACAUACGUAAAUUUUGUUUGAAGUAUGGUGCUGCCCUGUUCUACACCUCGGUCAAGGACGAGAGAAACUGCGACUUGUUGUACAGGUACCUGGUACACAGGAUCUACGGUUUUCCAUUCACAUCUCCAGCGCUGGUGGUGGAGAGGGAGUCUGUGUUUGUACCGUUUGGGUGGGACAACGAGAAAAAGAUCAGUAUCCUCUACGACAACAUGACCACGAUGAAGCCAGACGACCCUUUCGAAGACGUCAUCACAAAACCAUCUUCCAGGAAG